Molecule: messenger RNA, 921 nt
Organism: Moneuplotes crassus
Lineage: Eukaryota; Ciliophora; Spirotrichea; Euplotida; Euplotidae
Source: the annotation of a GenBank genome assembly
AUUACAAAAAGAACAAAAGAAGAUACCUAAAAACCGGUCUAUAAAGAAAAUGUCUGUAAACAAGGUGUACUCCUCCAAGGUUAAAGGAAGUAACUUCCCUUGCACCUAAUAGGGUGCAUACAGAGUCCUUGCAGACUCUUAAUAAUCCUUCAUUAUGAGGCAAGACUCUUAGUUCAUAUAGGAAGAGUGACCUCUAUGAUUCUAGUGUAAGUGCAGAGUUUAUUGUAAAUAGUUCUACGAGACAGCCAAGAUAGUUGAGUCUAGCCAUAAAAGAACUCUCCCUGGCCUCAAGCAUUUCAUGUCAAAUGUGGACAAAGGACAAAUUAAGAAGUUUAAAUAUAAACUGAAGGGUCCAUAUAUGGCUAAAUCUGGAGAUACCAAGAAUAAGUGGUAUGACAACCAAAAGCACAGAAAUCCAGCCAAGUCCUUAAUGACUAAAUCGAGAAAUAAAUAAAGAUAACAUUAGUAGCCAUCACUACUGAGAAAUUAGUGUGGAAAGGUAUAAGUCUAGAGGUUAUGCCGCUAGAAAUUCGUUGUUAGAGAAAGAAAAUGCAGCUGUUUCCCCAAUUUCUAAGAGCACUAUGGCCUUGAAAAGAUAUACUCGUUCUUUUUCAAAAGAAAAUCAGGGAAUUUGAUCGUUAUACAAAAAGAUACAGCAGUGAGAAUCUGAACUUCCUUCAAACUCAGAGACUGUUGAUAAUAGGCAAUCAAAACUAGCUCUUAGAGAGCUUCAACCAGUCAUGAUGACUAAUAAAGAUGCAGCAGAUGAAAAUUCAAGAAACAGAAGGGCAAUAAAAUACUCAAAGCCACCACUCCAAAGCUGAAUUCGUACAGAGAAUACCUCUAGACAAAAUUCUCGAAGUGAGUCUCUAGUAAUAUUUCUCUAGCCUAGCUCUAUAAAACGAUCCAGAAUUCUGAAGC